CCGGGGUUUCCGGGUAUUCUUGGCUCUGCAGGGUAGAAUCAGCUGGAUGGUAGGCCUAAUAUCUACUCCUCGAAACAAAGUAUCAUCCAUCGCAAUCAACCUCACAAACACAUACAACAAAGUCCUCAAAGACAACUACAUAUCCACAAUGCAGUUCUCCAAGUCUAUCGUGGCUACCGCCCUUGCUCUCUUCGCCUCCAGCGCUGUUGCAAGCACAGUCGAUAUCGCCUACACCUCCAAUGGCGCUUACUACAACCAGCAGGUCGAGCCUUACCAACGUACUCCGUUGACUCAGCCUGGAUCCAUUAGCACCUUUCAGAACACUGCCAACUGCUAUCUCUUCAACUACUAUGGCCAGGAGGUCUACUAUGUUGCAGCGGGUGCAACGAACAUCGACCCUCCAGUCAACGCUGCAUCCGUCCAGUGCCAAGACCCCUCUUCCAACUAGAUGAGCGCCGGCUUGACGUGAAUUCUGUACGCCUAGUCGAAGAACUGUUGGGUAUGCAAGGGUAUGUGGG
Molecule: messenger RNA, 518 nt
Organism: Aspergillus piperis CBS 112811
Lineage: Eukaryota; Fungi; Ascomycota; Eurotiomycetes; Eurotiales; Aspergillaceae
Exons: 6
Coding region: 149-448 (99 amino acids)
Source: RefSeq, a predicted model, not a curated record